This is a messenger RNA of Dictyostelium discoideum AX4, 2400 nucleotides long. RefSeq lists its product as hypothetical. Lineage: Eukaryota; Evosea; Eumycetozoa; Dictyosteliales; Dictyosteliaceae. The transcript is spliced from 4 exons. The coding region runs from base 1 to 2400 and encodes 799 amino acids. Gene Ontology annotation, biological process: RNA-templated DNA biosynthetic process; DNA biosynthetic process. Gene Ontology annotation, molecular function: DNA-directed DNA polymerase activity; RNA-directed DNA polymerase activity; nucleotidyltransferase activity. The record is from RefSeq and is a predicted model, not a curated record.
AUGGAACAAAAUGCAAAAAUCGACACACCUAAAAAACAAACCCCAACAAACCAACUCUCACUAAACAAAGGACUUGAUAAUCAAUUAGAUAUCAUUGCACCUCCAUCAAUCACAAGACCACUCUCUUUCUUAGAAAAAAACAAUAACACCAUCAACAUUAAGUGUUACUUUAAUCAACCACACAUCCGUGAAGAAUUAACCUCUAAAGAUGACACAAGAAUCCAACAAAUUCACAAAAACAUUCACAAACUCUUCGAAGAUAUACUGUCGCCAUCAGCAUUUAAAAUAAUUGGUGCAACUGCCUUCGUAAAUUGCAACGUUGAUAAAUUAACUUCAAUAAUCAACCUUCAAAACCAACUUGCACUAAAUAUCGACAAACUCAACUAUAGAUUCGAUAUAUCAUCAAAUGAUUAUGCAAUCAUUAAAACAUUCAUUAAAACGUACUCACCCAAACAUGCAAACGAGGCAAUUACAAACAACCUCACUAAAUUCACCAGUUGUACAUCAAUUGAAUCAUUUACUGUCACAUACUCAUAUGCUGUUGCGUUUAAAAGUUACAUUAUAACAUAUCAUCUAAUUGAUCACACACACAACAUUGUUGAUCAAAAGAUCGAACAACCAUCUGGUAUCACAAGAUAUAUCAAAGCUGCAACACGUAGUGUCACUAAACACAAAAUUCAACAUGCAAAAAAUGCAGAUAUGGCAACAACUAUAAAAAAUGCCAUCACAAACCCAAACAUGAACAAAAACAAUCAACCACCAAAAAACAACAUUAACACCCCACCAAUCAACGAAAUUGCAAAUUCCAAUCGCAAUAAUAACUCACUUCAAAAUAGUGGUUCAAAAGCUAUACUAAAUGAAUCACUUGAUAUUAACAAUCAAUCCCAAAACAAUAAUGAAAUUUCACACAAAAGUGAUUCUUCAAAUAAUAAUAACGGGAAAAACUCAUUAUCAAUGAGCAAUCCAACCGAUCCAACAAUUGUACCACAAAAACCUCUACAAUCUCAACCAAACAAACCAAGUGCACCAACUCCAAAUCCAAUAAAUCCAAGAAGAAGCAGCAAUGCCCUGACUACACAACCAGUCAAUACUGGUGCUUCCAAACCUAGUAAGGUGAAUUUAAAAACCACUCCAACUCAUACACAUGGUAACAGAUUAGAUAGAAUAUAUACUCAAUACAAUAGAAUAGACCCUGAAAAUAUAUAUACACAAGUCCACCAAAUUCCAUCUUCAUUAUCAGAUCAUAAUCCAAUAUCAACAACAAUUUCUUCACCUUUUCAAAUAAAUAAACAUAAGAAAAGAUGGAUAUUAUCACCUGGUACUGCAAAUGACCAUGAAGCAAUCAAUAUUAUCAAUCAUUUAAUAACUAAUCACAAUAACACAUCAACAAUCAAUUUACAAAUUGAUGAAGUUGAAGCUGCAAUUAAAACCAGUAACCCCAACAAAUCACCCGGUCCAGAUGGAGUUACAAAUGCAUUUUACAUUAAUCAUUUAAACCAAGUUAAACCAAUUCUCACUACAUUAUUCAACGAUAUACUAGAAAAUCCACACCACAUCACAACAGAAUUCACCGAAGGUCUUAUACACACAAUAUACCAGAAAGGCAACCCCUUACUCAUAUCAAAUCGUCGUCCCAUUACACUUCUAAACACUGAUUACAAGAUCCCUCUCAAAGUAAUCAAUGCACGUCUUCUGAGAAUACUUCCUUUCAUCAUCAAUAACAACCAAACUGGUUUCGUACCCCACAGAUUCAUCAUAGACAACAUCAUCAACAUCAAUGAAUUAAUCAACUACCUCAAAUCUAAAAACCUCCCUGGUAUCAUCACACUAUUUGACUUCUUUAAAGCAUUUGAUUCUAUCUCUCACGAUAGCAUUAAAAGAACAUUAAUUCAUAUUGGUAUACCAAUAAAAUUAAUAAAUUUAAUCCACAAGCUAUUAUCUGACUCACAAGCAAAAAUUUCAAUUAAUGGUAAAACGACCAGAAAAUUCGAUAUUAAAAGAGGUGUAAAACAAGGUGACCCAAUCUCAGCCACUUUAUUUGUAAUUGUAAUUGAAAUAUUAGCAAGAACAAUAAAUGCAGACAAUUCAAUAAUUGGAUUACCAAUUUCACCCAAUCCACAAAUUAAAAUCAAAUUUACCCAAUUUGCAGACGACUCUACAACAUACAACAUCAACUACGAACAACAACAACAAUCAAUCAAACAUUUCGAUAAUUUCUGCGCUUCAACAUCAUCAUCAUUAAAUUUUGACAAAAGUGCAAUAAUAGAAAUCAACCCCCACAAAAUCACUGAUAAACACAUAAUAAACAACAUUCCACAAUCAAAAAGAAUCCCAAUAACCAAAAAAGAUCAAUCAGAAAGAGUCCUUGGCUAUUUCUUUAAUCAUAGGGGGUUUACAUAG